UUUCAGAAAUGCAUGAAAUACAUACAAUACGAUUUAGAAGAAACACGAGGCGCACUGAUGAUCGUAGCAACUAUAAUAGCAACCAUGACUUUCCAAUCUGCAAUGAACCCGCCAGGCGGUAUUUGGCAACAAACGUACACAAAUUCCGGCGGCAGUCCUGUUUGUUCCGAAACAAACAUAUGCCAAGCCGGAACUUCUGUGUUAGCCUAUAAUUACCCAAACGAUUACACUAAUUUCCAGCUAUGGAAUGGUAUUGCGUUUUUUACAUCGCUAUGCGUGGUAGCUUUAGUUGUUGGUGGAUUUCCUCUGACGAAUAAAUUGUGUUUGUGGCUUCUAGCGCAAGCUAUCGGUAUCACGCUGAUUUUUCAUGCUCAGAGCUAUGUAAUGGGUGUAAUAUUGGUUACUCCGUCGAGAUUAAGAUCAGAAGUGGAAAAAACGGAUGUGAUCAUGUUUCGAAUUUUGUUAGGGGUGACUUUUUGUGCUUGCAUUAUUGAAUUGGCUUAA
Mercurialis annua (annual mercury) is the source of this 504-nucleotide messenger RNA. RefSeq lists its product as uncharacterized. The record is from RefSeq and is a predicted model, not a curated record. Bases 13 to 504 code for a protein of 163 amino acids. Lineage: Eukaryota; Viridiplantae; Streptophyta; Magnoliopsida; Malpighiales; Euphorbiaceae. The transcript has a single exon.